AUGAUUGUAUCAGGGCCCACCACACACCAUCUUGGUGGGCUGAGCAGCGCUAGCGAUCUGCAGAACGGUGGGCGCAAAGCCAGACGACUCAGCUCAUUAGCGGUGGUCAACCUCCACUGUCAAGGUCUAUCCAUUUCUGUUGCUUCGGAAAUGAUUAUGAGCCCAGUUUAUUAUUAUGGUAAUGAACAGUCCCUUGAGUUCGGCAGCGGCCGGAAUGGGUUGCAAAGCUACAUUUCCAGGUCCUUGCUAUCCUGCCCGGACUCCUAUCACCAGUUCGGUGCCGAGUUUAAACUGACUCGACAUUCAUGUACCAACCAAAGUUUGAACAAGAACGUGUGGCUUCAAAUUAUGAAACGCAGGCGGCUGCGUCGCACAGGAAUGUCAUGGGCGACCCUGCUGUUCAAUUUAACCUGGGCGGUGAUAAAGAAGACAUCAAGUACUGGAGUCUUAGCCGCGUUCCUGGAUUCUUGA
Fusarium venenatum is the source of this 471-nucleotide messenger RNA. NCBI's taxonomy places the organism in Eukaryota, Fungi, Ascomycota, Sordariomycetes, Hypocreales, Nectriaceae. The record is from RefSeq and is a predicted model, not a curated record.